Molecule: messenger RNA, 4145 nt
Organism: Cygnus atratus (black swan)
Lineage: Eukaryota; Metazoa; Chordata; Aves; Anseriformes; Anatidae
Gene: ATP6V1A
Product: ATPase H+ transporting V1 subunit A
Exons: 15
Coding region: 121-1974 (617 amino acids)
Biological process (GO): ATP metabolic process; proton transmembrane transport
Cellular component (GO): proton-transporting V-type ATPase, V1 domain; lysosomal membrane
Molecular function (GO): proton-transporting ATPase activity, rotational mechanism; ATP hydrolysis activity; ATP binding
Source: RefSeq, a predicted model, not a curated record
GAGGGGAGGAGGGGGGGGAGGGAGGGAAGGAGGCAGCGGCGCAUGCGCACGCGGGCUGCCGUCAGCUGAGCCGGGACGCGGCCGCUGCAGGGAGCGGGGCGCCGCAGUUAAAUAGACAAAAUGGACUUCUCCAAGCUACCCAAAAUCCGUGAUGAGGACAGAGAGGCUUUUGUUGGCUAUGUCCAUGGAGUCUCAGGACCUGUGGUCACUGCUUGCAAUAUGGCAGGUGCUGCUAUGUAUGAACUGGUACGAGUAGGCCACAGUGAACUGGUGGGGGAAAUUAUCCGACUGGAAGGUGAUUUGGCAACUGUCCAGGUAUAUGAAGAAACGUCUGGUGUCUCUGUAGGAGAUCCUGUACUGCGUACUGGCAAACCCCUCUCAGUGGAACUGGGACCUGGCAUUAUGGGAGCUAUUUUUGAUGGUAUCCAGAGGCCUCUGUCAGACAUCAGCACUCUGACCAAAAGUAUCUAUAUCCCUAGAGGUGUCAAUGUGUCAGCUUUGAGCCGAGAUGUCAAAUGGGACUUCACACCUUCUAGAAAUUUGCGGGUUGGCAGCCACAUCACGGGUGGAGAUAUUUAUGGCAUAGUGAAUGAAAAUUCCCUUAUCAAGCACAAAAUCAUGCUGCCCCCACGGAACAGGGGUACAGUUACAUACAUUGCUCCACCGGGAAACUAUGACACUUCAGAUGUUGUCUUAGAGCUGGAAUUUGAAGGCGUGAAGGAGAAGUUCACUAUGGUCCAGGUCUGGCCUGUACGUCAAGUCCGUCCUGUUACUGAAAAGUUACCAGCGAAUCAUCCUUUGUUAACUGGCCAACGAGUGCUGGAUGCCCUGUUCCCGUGUGUACAAGGGGGUACAACAGCGAUUCCCGGGGCAUUCGGCUGUGGGAAGACUGUGAUUUCACAGUCUCUCUCAAAGUACUCCAACAGUGAUGUCAUCAUUUAUGUAGGCUGUGGAGAACGAGGAAAUGAAAUGUCUGAAGUACUGAGAGAUUUCCCUGAGUUAACAAUGGAAGUUGAUGGCAAGGUAGAAAGCAUCAUGAAGAGAACAGCUCUGGUAGCAAAUACCUCCAACAUGCCUGUGGCUGCCAGAGAGGCCUCUAUCUACACUGGAAUCACCCUGUCUGAGUAUUUCCGAGACAUGGGCUACCAUGUCAGUAUGAUGGCAGACUCUACCUCCCGAUGGGCUGAGGCCCUCAGAGAAAUUUCGGGACGACUGGCUGAAAUGCCAGCAGACAGUGGUUAUCCAGCCUACCUUGGUGCACGUCUAGCCUCUUUCUAUGAGCGAGCUGGCAGAGUGAAGUGUCUGGGAAAUCCUGAAAGGGAAGGCAGCGUCAGCAUUGUUGGAGCUGUCUCUCCCCCAGGUGGUGACUUCUCAGAUCCUGUCACAUCAGCUACUUUGGGCAUUGUGCAGGUUUUCUGGGGCCUGGAUAAGAAGCUGGCACAACGCAAACAUUUCCCCUCUGUCAACUGGCUGAUCAGUUACAGCAAAUACACACGUGCUCUGGAUGAGUACUAUGACAAGCAUUUUACAGAGUUUGUCCCUCUCAGGACAAAGGCGAAAGAGAUCCUACAAGAAGAGGAGGACCUUGCAGAGAUUGUGCAGCUUGUGGGGAAGGCUUCUUUGGCAGAAACAGACAAAAUUACCUUGGAGGUUGCCAAGCUGAUAAAAGAUGACUUCUUGCAACAGAAUGGUUAUACGCCUUAUGACAGAUUCUGCCCUUUCUAUAAAACAGUGGGAAUGCUUUCCAAUAUGAUUGCGUUUUAUGACAUGGCACGCCGUGCUGUAGAAACCACAGCCCAGAGUGACAAUAAGAUCACGUGGUCCAUCAUCCGAGAGAACAUGAGUGAAAUCCUCUACAGACUUACCUCCAUGAAAUUCAAGGACCCUGUCAAAGAUGGUGAAGCAAAAAUCAAGGCAGACUAUGCUCAACUGUUUGAGGAUAUGCAGAAUGCGUUUCGCAGUCUGGAAGACUAGACUCGGCCUCUGCAACCACUCCGUUUUGUCCUCUGAAUUCCUCAUCUCAACUCCUCUGCUUCCCUACCUUACAAGAAUGAUGCAACAGUACUUGAGUUGAUAAAUAGCCCUAUGUUUCCCUGUUCAUACUCAGUGUCUUUACAAAACAUUCCUCUUAGUUUGUUCAGCAUUGCUUUGUGUGUCUGAAAUGGUGAGUGACGUGCGAAUGGGCCCGGCUGAGUGAAGAAAUGCUGUUGUACGCUUCUAGGGCGGGAAAAAUUUCACCUUGCCCUCUCCCAGCUCUCUUGGUAAGCGGUCUCUCGCUCUGGGAUCCAACCAACUGAGCUGCACUGGCAGAGGAGGUGUAGAUCUUAAUGCAGUCAUGUGGUACAGUCUGAGCUGGCAGUGGUAAGGGCAUUUAGGUCUAGCACUUUGCUAAGUGACUAUCAUGAAACUCCCUAUUCUUAAACAGAAUUUUUGACCAUACUGUGAUGACCAAAGUUCUUCACUACCCUGUCCUUUCUGCAACCUUCAACUGAGCCUGUCGGUAUCGAAUUGUGGUAGUUCUGGCUCUCUCCAAGAAAGGACUGACUAGAAGAUGAGCAUGUACAAGUAGCCAGUAUGCUUUUGUACACUGGAGAAACAGAAUUUUAUUUUCCUACUUAAUACAGAUGGGACUGUUGGACUGAGCAUCAGCUAAAGUCAAAGCCAUAGGUGCUCGGUUUCCACAAUGUUUGCCUUCUUGCAUCUCACUCACCCCAUAAAAUUUCACAACACUCAGCUGCUUUAGUUUGUGAAGCGUGUUACUGCUGCUUCGUACUACAGGCCAUAACAGGCUGUGGUGAUUCCAUGUGUGGACCAGGAAUACAGUCCUUCCUAGGUGGUGCUCUCUACCAACACUUGCCUCCAGUGCAGUGUCCAGGUCGUCUUUAGGAAAAGAAAAGCAUGUGCUUAACCUUCCCGCUCCACCUCUGCCAACUUGGCCUGUUUGGCAGUGGCACAGGUCCUCAGUUCUUGCAUAAAAAUAUUAUAUGAUGUUAAGCUUCUGGGGAUAGGGGUUGAGGAGGAGGAAGGUCGACAGUACAAAGUGUAUUUACUUCUGCCUUCUUGAUUAUGAUGCAAGAGAAACUGGUGACUUCUGCACUAUGCUCUGGAAGCACAGUCUGUCAAGCAGCUGAAAUUGCUUUGUCUUGGGCUUGCUUAUUGGCAAAACUAGUUUGAGAUGAGGAGUGAGCAUAGAGCAGCCUUCCUGUUGAACUUCAGGUGUCAGCACUCCUAUCAUUGCUGCAGAGAGAGAAAAAGAUGCUGUCAUUUUCUCCAGUCUUUGAACUCUCACUUGUGUCAAAUAGCAUCUAACACUUCUUUGUUGUGCAACACUGUGCCCGGCUGGCAUCUGCUGACUUGUUACGGUCACGAAACAGUAACUGUUGUGGAUGACACUGGUAGUGGCAUGGUUGUGUAAACGUUCAUUCUGCAUUGAAGUGUUUUUCCACCAACUGCCAGCUUUGAAUAGUAAUGGUGCAAAGGGAUCUUGGCGCUAAGGACCAAAUGCUGCCACUUCCAUUACAGUAUCAGCUCGCUGUUUGCCAUGGAAAACCCAGCCGAAACUUAAAUGGAUUUACUAUUUUUGGUUCUCCCAAAAGAAACUACUACUACAGCUGAUAUUCUGGUAGUGAAUGGUUAGGUUUACAGUUCACUAAACUUUCAAUGAAUGCUGCUUAUUUUAACAAUGAGCAUGUGUGAAUGAGUAGUCACCACUCAAGCUCUUGCUGGAUUCCUCGUUGUUCAUACCCUUCAGCACUGUACUAUGUAGCAUUUCAUGCUAGAAAACAGAUGUUCUUAUCUCUUUAAAUAGAGGAUGUUAUAAACUUUACAGAAGAUGUCUAAGAUAAUGCAGUUCUAAUAUUUAUUGUGCUGUACCUGGCCCUGACGUGUGACCAGUUCAAACAGUUUCAUAUAUAUAUUUUUGUCUUUUUUUUUUUUUUUUGUGUCUCAGUUUUCAGUGUUGAGAUUCUGAUGUUCACUGUGUACUGCAAGUCUUCCCUCCACAGAGGUGGGAAGAAUGAAAAGAUGGGCAGAACCCAGCCGCCUACUUUAUCUUGUAUAUUUCAUAAUGUAUGUUGCUGGAAAUUGUGUAAAAAAAAGAUUAAAAAAAUUGUUGAAGUCAAUGAGAAUAAAAUGGAUUUAAUGUA